This is a messenger RNA of Chrysochloris asiatica (Cape golden mole), 2266 nucleotides long. It is a transcript of the gene HAS3, whose product is annotated as hyaluronan synthase 3. The transcript has 4 exons. Lineage: Eukaryota; Metazoa; Chordata; Mammalia; Afrosoricida; Chrysochloridae. The record is from RefSeq and is a predicted model, not a curated record. Gene Ontology annotation, molecular function: hyaluronan synthase activity. Gene Ontology annotation, biological process: extracellular matrix assembly; hyaluronan biosynthetic process. Bases 225 to 1886 code for a protein of 553 amino acids.
CUUGUAGUCAUCAGCGCCUCACUGCGGAAUUCAAAGCUAAGCUUGUCACAUUUGUUAACACCUUCUUUGACCAGCUUUUUUAUAUUUGACAAUUACUCUCUUUCGCCUUUUUCUUGCCGGCAGGAAAGUUUUGCGGUCUUGGUUUUAGCGAGUACCAUGUACAACGAACACCCCUUUAGUGUGCUUAAGUUGGGGGAAGAAUUCUAUCGGCUCGGGUUUGCAGGAUGCCGGUGCAGCUGACAACAGCCCUGCGUGUGGUGGGCACUAGCCUGUUUGCCCUGGCAGUGCUGGGUGGUAUCCUGGCAGCCUAUGUCACAGGCUACCAGUUCAUCCACACAGAAAAACACUACCUGUCUUUCGGUCUGUAUGGUGCCAUUCUGGGCCUGCACCUGCUCAUCCAGAGCCUGUUUGCCUUCCUGGAGCACCGGCGCAUGCGGCAGGCCAGCCGGCCACUGAAGCUGCCCUCUCCACGGCGGGCCUCAGUGGCGCUGUGCAUUGCCGCCUACCAGGAGGAUCCUGACUACUUACGCAAGUGCCUGCGUUCAGCUCAGCGCAUCGCUUUCCCGGACCUCAAGGUGGUCAUGGUGGUGGAUGGCAACCGUCAGGAGGACGCCUACAUGCUAGACAUCUUCCAUGAGGUGCUAGGUGGCACUGAACAAGCUGGCUUCUUUGUGUGGCGCAGCAACUUCCAUGAGGCAGGGGACGGCGAGACUGAGGCCAGCCUGCAGGAGGGCAUUGCCCGGGUGCAGGAUGUAGUGCGGGCCAGCACCUUCUCGUGCAUCAUGCAGAAGUGGGGAGGCAAGCGUGAGGUCAUGUACACGGCCUUCAAGGCCCUUGGCAAUUCGGUGGACUACAUCCAGGUGUGUGACUCCGACACUGUGCUGGAUCCAGCCUGCACCAUUGAGAUGCUUCGAGUCCUGGAGGAGGAUCCCCAAGUUGGAGGAGUUGGGGGAGAUGUCCAAAUCCUCAACAAAUAUGACUCCUGGAUCUCCUUCCUGAGUAGCGUGCGGUACUGGAUGGCCUUCAACGUGGAACGGGCCUGCCAGUCCUACUUUGGCUGUGUGCAGUGUAUCAGCGGGCCCUUGGGCAUGUACCGCAAUAGCCUCCUCCAACAGUUCCUGGAGGACUGGUACCAUCAGAAGUUCCUAGGCAGCAAGUGCAGCUUUGGGGAUGACCGGCACCUCACCAACCGAGUCCUGAGUCUUGGCUACCGGACUAAGUACACAGCACGCUCCAAGUGCCUCACAGAGACCCCCACCAAGUACCUCCGAUGGCUCAACCAGCAGACGCGCUGGAGCAAGUCUUACUUCCGGGAGUGGCUCUAUAACUCUCUGUGGUUUCAUAAGCACCACCUCUGGAUGACCUACGAAUCAGUGGUCACAGGUUUCUUUCCCUUCUUUCUCAUCGCCACGGUCAUUCAACUCUUCUACCGUGGUCGCAUCUGGAACAUUCUCCUCUUCCUGCUGACAGUGCAGCUAGUGGGCAUUAUCAAGGCCACCUAUGCCUGCUUCCUUCGGGGCAAUGCAGAGAUGAUAUUCAUGUCCCUCUAUUCCCUUCUCUAUAUGUCCAGUCUCCUGCCGGCCAAGAUCUUUGCCAUUGCUACCAUCAACAAGUCCGGCUGGGGCACUUCUGGCCGAAAGACCAUUGUGGUGAAUUUCAUUGGCCUCAUUCCUGUGUCUAUCUGGGUGGCAGUCCUUCUAGGGGGGCUGGCCUACACCACAUAUUGUCAGGAUUUGUUCAGUGAGACAGAGUUAGCCUUCCUUGUCUCGGGGGCUAUCCUGUACGGCUGCUACUGGGUGGCUCUCCUCAUGCUAUAUCUGGCCAUCAUUGCUCGAAGAUGUGGGAAGAAGCCAGAGCAGUAUAGCUUGGCUUUUGCUGAGGUGUGACAGAGCCCCCAACUAGGAUGGGGAAAAAGUGCAAUUGAUAAGGGAGGGAAGGGAGAUGCAAGAGAAACAGAUGGGGUGGGAGGGAGAAGGGAGUGCUGUGUUUUAAUUUCUUAAUGGUCUAAUGGACAAAUCUGAAAUGUAAAGAAUGACAACUGCAGUAUGGCCUGGGGUAGCUCUGCUUAGAGGAGGCAACCACAGCCUCCUCAGGCUAAGGGCAGAGCAGGGCUUGCCUGGUGGCUGGCUUCUGUGCACAGGAGGUGGCCUCAGGGGGAAUAGAUUUCCAAUUCCUCCCCCAGGAUCCAGAACUCAGAAGUGUGCUAAACCAAAUAGUUAAGUUUCAUUCAGUGGCAACUUCUGAUGGGUGAGUGAGCAACGGAAGG